UCUGCUAAAUGACGUAAAUGUAAAAUGAUGAGAGUUUGCGAAAGUAGGCUGUUUGCCUAAUCAAGAAGUCAUGUGUUCUCAAAACCUAAAAAGGCAUCGCUCUGCACAGAUCCGCUUUGUUGCGCCAAAAGUCCGUUUUAUUAAGGGCCCAUUAAUGUAUAAUCAAACGCACCUCAUAAAUAUUUUAUGUGAUACACAUAAAAUCAUUAUGUCUCUCCUCUAGAUAAAUACAAUCAGUAUACAAAUAAUACUUUCUGGUUCAAACUUACAAGACCAACCAAACUAGUGAAAGUGACUAGUUAGAAUAAAAGCUAGCAAUUCAAAAACAGAGUUGGUGCGGAAAUGGUGUAUCCUUAUAUUACAGCAUGUUAUUACAUUUAUUUUACGAGGACUUACAACUAGUAGUCUAUAAAAUGUUUUACAAGCAUUGAGUGUAUGAUAUACCUUAUGACGAUAUCUUGUGAGAGUUUACACUCAUAAUGUGGUGUGGUAUCAAUGUUGAGUGGUGGCUGUGAAAUAAAUGUGUGUAUUAGGCUAAUCUAUACAUAAAACAAAUAGUCCUGCACCACCCUUAUGCACAUUUAAAAACCCCGCUAACACAGAAUGACUUCAAGUUUGACAUUCUUUCUCCUUAACCAUUCGGUUUCUUUGGCAUUCUUUAAAUAAAAAGGCAAAUUAAACAUAGGCCUAUACCGUUACAGCGGACUGAUUUACUCACUGCGUUUGGUAAAUAUGAUCACGUGAUUCAUGUAACCAAUCCCUGAAGAUGAAGCCAGCAAAAAUACUAUGAUUGUUCAGAGGAAAGGUUUCCGUAACAGUGUAACCUUUUAUAUGACUACGAAGGGAUCAAAAAAUGUCGACCAGUAGCACUCUGAGUAACUAUUAUGUGGACUCUAUAAUGGGGCAUGAAGGAGAGGAUGUGUACAGGCCACGCUUUGGCCAGUCUCCGCAGAGUACGACCUCAAUGCCAUCAGGCGUUGGGGACAAUGCUGAUUUUUCCUCCUGCAGUUUUGCACCUAAAUCAGCCGUUUUCCCAGGGUCUUGGUCCUCGGUUCACCCGCAGUCCGCCGCCGCAGUGUCAGGGAUUUACCACCCUUACGUCCAGUCCCACCUCUCCACAGCAGACAGCAGAUAUGUUCGGUCCUGGAUAGACCCCAUUUCUAACAACGUUUCUUUCUCCGGCUUUCACUAUAACAGCCGGCAUUAUGGAACCAAGCCCGAAAGUUUACCACUUAAAAGGACUGAGAGUGCCACUUUUGAGACAGAGAAUCCGGGGGUUGUCUCUUGCCCUGGUUAUGCAUGUGGAUUGUCCGAAUGCCCGGAAAAAGUGGCCAAAGAGAGUGUUGGCAGUGAUACUUCAAAUCACAGCGAGCCUAAAGAAGAGAAAAAACAACUUGAUCCAAACAACCCUGCAGCAAACUGGAUUCAUGCACGUUCAACAAGGAAGAAGCGAUGUCCAUAUACAAAGUAUCAGACACUAGAACUAGAAAAAGAAUUUCUUUACAACAUGUAUUUGACACGAGAUCGACGAUACGAAGUGGCUCGAAUUCUGAAUUUAACUGAAAGGCAGGUCAAAAUCUGGUUCCAGAACAGAAGAAUGAAAAUGAAAAAGAUGAACAGAGAGAGAGGCAGUAAGGAUCACUUAUAGCUGAUGCUAGAGUGGAUGUAGUCCCUCGUCUUUUGAUGUACCGUAUUGUUGUGAUUACUUGGAAUAAAACGUUCUUUCUUUUUUUA
This is a messenger RNA of Coregonus clupeaformis (lake whitefish), 1734 nucleotides long. Its product is annotated as homeobox protein Hox-D9a-like. Gene Ontology annotation, cellular component: nucleus. Gene Ontology annotation, molecular function: RNA polymerase II cis-regulatory region sequence-specific DNA binding; DNA-binding transcription factor activity, RNA polymerase II-specific. NCBI's taxonomy places the organism in Eukaryota, Metazoa, Chordata, Actinopteri, Salmoniformes, Salmonidae. Gene Ontology annotation, biological process: regulation of transcription by RNA polymerase II; proximal/distal pattern formation; embryonic skeletal system morphogenesis. The transcript has 2 exons. Bases 854 to 1648 code for a protein of 264 amino acids. The record is from RefSeq and is a predicted model, not a curated record.